CGUAAAAACGAGGGAAAGCUACCUCCUUCAUCUUUCGCUUUAUUGUUACCAAUCAGAAUGGCACAAAUACCCCCCAUUCCCGAAAGUUUUACUGGAAUUCCUUGGAAUGCCGGUAUGUCGGGAGGCGUCUUCCAUAUUUCAGAUUCUGCUGUCAUAAAAAAGCCUAUUUCCGAUGAUCUCUGCAGAGAGCAGCUAAGGAUUGAGGGUCAGAUCUACCAACGCCUCAAGUCACACCCCUAUAUUACAAAACUACUUGCAAUACACGAGAAGGGAAUUGUUUUGGAGCGUCUACAAUACCCUCUCCGCCAACGCCUCCUUGAUCUUCAGAAAGACCGGCAGCAGCCAACCCCGCGUGAAGUGACCCGGUGGGCGUUGCAGGUUGCAGAAGCGCUCCGAUAUAUCCAUUCGUGCGGCGUCAAACAAGUAGACAUUGGCACAUAUAAUGUCUUACUGGACUGGGAUGAAAACGCAAAGCUCUCAGACUUCGCCGGUUCUUCUCUCGACGGGUCUGAACCUACAUUAGCACCCAGCGUACAUUCCACGCACCCGAGGCUAUCUAUUAUGCAACCAUCUGUCCAGUCAGAACUUUUCGCGUUUGGUUCUUUGUUAUAUGAAGUCGAGACUACUUAUAAGCCCUACCACGACAAAAACGAAGGAGAUAUUGAAGAUUUAUUCGAGGCGGAUGAAUAUCCAGAUACAAGCGAAAUGAUAUUAGGAGAUGUAAUCAAAAAGUGCUGGAUGACACAAUAUUCAAAUGCAAGUGAGGUGGUAGCAGAUAUUCGAGUGAUUCAAAAUCUUCUAGGGGCUCCUAGUUAUAACCCCCUAACCCACGAUCACAUAAACUGAAAAACCAGGUGUAUUCGCACAUUAUCGGCGAACGAAUCUGGAAAUUAACGUUUCCCUGUAAGUACCACCAGAUGAGAUUUGUAGUAACUUAUUAGAGACGAUCAGAAUAUAAGAUUGGUGAGAAAGGGGUUGUCACAGUUUGAGCAAGCCCUAAAUGCUCAAAGAUAUUACCAUAAAAGAGAACCGCGGUGCCCAUGAUGGAAAGCUACCAAACAUUGGCUCUUCAAACUACAAAUCAUUGCACCGACAUGCAUAUUAAGAAGGGCGAGUGGCGUUUAGCAAACAAAGACCAGCGCGAAGUAACCUCUCAUUGUAAUUUAUUUAGAGGCG
Molecule: messenger RNA, 1176 nt
Organism: Daldinia decipiens
Lineage: Eukaryota; Fungi; Ascomycota; Sordariomycetes; Xylariales; Hypoxylaceae
Product: kinase-like protein
Exons: 1
Coding region: 58-846 (262 amino acids)
Biological process (GO): protein phosphorylation
Cellular component (GO): cytoplasm
Molecular function (GO): ATP binding; protein kinase activity
Source: RefSeq, a predicted model, not a curated record